AUGAACUCCCAGAACUCCCAGCAGGUUCCCAUGGGCGAAUCUGACCAAGCUCAGUCUUUUCAGACCGAUCAACAGCAUCGGGAUGCCUCAACCCACAGUCCAUAUGCUGCGGGCCAGGGCUCCCAUGACCCAUCCGCUGGCACUCGUUCGGCGAACAACGCUGUCAGCACUCAUAUUCCCAGCGGACUGAACCUGCCGAUGGCACGUCUCGGUCCCAAGUACGGUAAUCUCAGGGCGAAUGUCAGCUCCCCUGUAACUCCAAAUGUUGAGCUCCCUGGAUUUCAGCGUCCUUCCUGCAACGGACAAUCCGUGAUGCUUCCAAACGGAGGCCUGAUUGGUGGCAUCCCGCAUGCUAAUCAUUUCGGCCAGCCUCAACUACCUGGUCAUGAGCAGAUUAACCCAUUUGUCCCACCGGUGCCGCCUAGUAUCUACUACCCGGGUUUUGUGGCCGGUACGCCUAUUACCCCCGGUGCCUUCCCGGGAUAUUCCUGGCCCUUCCCCUUGAAUAAUGGAGACGUGCCCGCCCUGAAUGGACCACGUCAGGGCUCGUGGUCAUCCGUCGAGGAGUCCAAGGCUUCCGUAAACCAUCUGGGCGAUACCGGGACUCAAAGCAACUUUCAUUCUUCUGCAGGUUCCGUGGACCGUACCCCCUUGACAGGGUUCUCAGUGAACAUGCCUCUUCACAUUUCGCAGCCUUGCCCACAGUAUCAGAUGAUGAAAACUUCUACCGGUUAUGUUAUUCAAGACCUUGAAGCCCUGACUCAGCAGGACCCUGCGAUUCCACGUGCCGUGCCGGCAAUGUGGACCAAUUCCUCAGAUCUGACUCUCGCCAAGUGUCUUGAAAAUCGUGAGGGCAUUACCAAUGUCUACAUUCGUGGUUUCCUCCCUGAAACCACUGAUGAAAUGUUGCAUGGGUAUGCUUCGCGUUUCGGUCAGAUCGAACGUUGCAAAGCCAUCGUGGAUCUUGAGACCGGGCUGUGCAAAGGUUUUGCUUUCGUUCAGUUCUUCAACUUCGACGCCUGCGAGAAUUGCAUCCGCGGCUUCUUCUACCUCGGAUACCAGGCGAGUUUUGCACAGAAAUCUCGCAAUUCUCGUCUGAAGGAUCUCGAAGACAAGAAUUCAACCAAUAUCUACUGCACUAAUGUGCCAAUUACCUGGUCCGAAGCGGAUCUUCGUCGCCAUUUCGAACCAUAUCGCGUCGUUUCCGAGAAGAUCAGCCGGGACGAGAAGACUGGCGUGAGCAAGGAAGUCGGUUUUGCUCGUUUCGAAACUCGCGAGAUCGCUGAGAAUGUUUUGGCUCAAUUCCACAACAUUCCCGGCAAAGAUGGAGUCAAGCUGCUUCUUCGCUUUGCGGAUACCAAAGCCCAAAAGCUGCUCAAACAGCAGAGCAACGAACGCCGUGCUUACCGAGCUGGCGAGUACAAUUAUUCGGUCGAGGUGGUCCAAGGUUCCACCCCGUCUCCCUCAGCGUCCCGUCUUGCACAAGGCAUUUCUCAGGCCAGCCCAAGCUCGCCGAUGAGUUAUCAGUCUCCAGUGGGUGCUGGACCCGUGUGGACUCCCGCCACGACUAUCUCACCAUCUGGACCGGUCCUGAAAAGUUCCGGCAACAAGCGUGGUUUGAACUCGUGGUCCUCUCGUACACCGCUAGCCAACAUCGAAAACACGCCUGCCUUUCGGGGACGGCUUGCGUCCAUGACUCCCAGCACCUUGGCUGAAAACAACCAACCUGCGGCGUCUCCGAAGGCCGUUCCGCCUAUGUCAAUGAGCCAAGCUCGCACUCCAAGUCCGAAAAAGGAGAGCAUCAAGGCGAGUUCUGUUUCGCCCGUGGCGUCCCGCAAGGAGGUCCAAGAGUCUUCCCCGAAAUCUUCCGUCUAA
Rasamsonia emersonii CBS 393.64 is the source of this 1875-nucleotide messenger RNA. Its product is annotated as RNA binding protein MSSP-2. The transcript has 6 exons. Gene Ontology annotation, molecular function: poly(U) RNA binding; poly(A) binding; mRNA 3'-UTR binding. The record is from RefSeq and is a predicted model, not a curated record. Lineage: Eukaryota; Fungi; Ascomycota; Eurotiomycetes; Eurotiales; Trichocomaceae. The coding region runs from base 1 to 1875 and encodes 624 amino acids. Gene Ontology annotation, cellular component: ribonucleoprotein complex; cytosol; nucleus.